UGUGUGAGAGCCGUGGCUAGUAGCCGGGUGAGUUGGUCUUUAUUCUAUGGCGUCACUUCUAAUGGCUGCUACAGCCAUGGCUACAGCAUCAGCUUCAGCUGCUCCGAUCGAGCCGCUGUUUCUACCUGCGAGAAAUCGAGGUAAAAAAGACCAAGAGACCACUGAAGUGGCCUGCAUUUUCUGUGACAUUGUGUUUCUUGUCGACAAGACGAGUAACUUCCAAAACUUGUUGACACACCUGCUAAAUGCGCACAAGUUUGUCAUCACCGAUUUCACUGGCGUUGCUGAUCCUCAAGGAUAUUUUGCGUAUUGGAAAGAGCGGUUUCGAGAGAUUGCCGAUAUUAGAGAAGUAUGCGUGGCGGUGAAGACUAACAGUGGCGAGAAUGAUGUCGGAACGAGUGAAUUCUACUUCUUGCUUUCUGAUAAGCUACCCGAAGACGACGCCAUUCGCAGGAAACUGCGCAAGUCAAAGCUGGAUGAUGUGCUGGCAAGUCAAGAACUUGAACGGUCUGACACGUCCUUCAAAAGGACCUGCCUUUUUUGCAAGCAGAUUUUUACUGAAAAUAGGGCUGCGCUUCUCAAUCACAUGGCUCAUGACCACAACUUCAGUGUCGGAAGACCUGAUAAUUUAGUGUAUGUUGAAGAAUUUCUUGACGUCUUAGAGGACAAGCUGAACAAGCUGCUGUGCUUGUACUGUGAGAAGACGUUCAAAGACUGGCAGACGCUGAAAGAGCACAUGCGGAAAAAACAGCACAAGAAGAUAAAUCCUCGGAAUAGAGCUUAUGACAAAUACUAUGUCAUCAAUUACACUGAACAUGGGGGCCUUGAAUUGCCUGAUCAAGAUGAAGACGUGGAGCCAGUGAAUGAUAAACCUGACGAAUUUGAGGAUUGGGAGGAUGAAAGUGAAGAAACAAGCCUCAUAUGCCUGAUGUGCAGUGAAGCCUAUGCCAGCAUUCCCACCAUCACAAGGCACAUGAAGGAUAUUCACAAAUUUGAUUUCACUAAGAUGAGAGAGAGCCUUGGCUUUUACCAGCAAGUAAAGGUCAUAAACUAUUUACGAAAACAGGUUUAUUUGAACUCAUGUUUCGUGUGCUCAGAAAAGUUCCGCUGUCAUUAUCAACUUCUGUCUCACUUAUCCAGUAAUGUGCAUGACAACAAUGUCAUCAACAAGUCAUGCUGGGAUCAACCACAGACUUUAUCAUUGCAGGUUCUAUUUUCCGACCUAUGAAAAUGACCAACUGCUCUGUGCUUUGGAAGAUGAAAACCUGCUGGAAGACUCUGCAGAUGAAGUGAUUGUGCCAGAGGACUGUGUGCCGCCUGAUAGUUGUGUACUUGAGGCACUUGAGAGCAAAGACUGAAGGUCUGUUCGGAUAUUUAUUUUUCAACAGCACCUGGUUGACAUUGUUUUGUUUCUUGGCAGACAUUGCUUUGCGCACUUGGGCAUGCACAGAGACACAUGUAUACAGACAUGCGUACACACAAAAAAGAACCCAGCCUAUGUUGGAUUUGCACAAAGUACAUCAGAUCACAUGAGGAAAGCUAAUACCUAAGUGGAAGUUUAAAAACUGUUGAAUCGAGCAUCUUGAAAAGCAAGGUAUAAUUUUCUCAUUGGAACUUUUGAACUAAAUUUCAGCCAACUGGUUUGUUAAGUACUACUACAAAUGUAAUCUUGUGCACCUGAAUGAGAAAAGACAAAAAAUGGGGCGAAAAAUCUCACUAGGUUUUUGUUGUUUUUUUUUUAAUAUCCAAGCCUUCUUCCACCACUAACUGCAUAUUGUAGGCAACUUGAGGCAUCUAAAAUACCCAAGUUCACUGGUCUGUAUGAAUUGUGGUCACAAAUUAUUUGGAGGCUGUUUAUGUGCUUCCUUUAGCUGGUCCUAGGCAGUAUGUUCUAGGAGUGCUGUGCAGAGGCCCAAUUGCAGUGUGAUACAACAUGUGGUUUCCGGAAUUUCAGGGAAAAAAGUCAAUGGUCUGCUGCCUAAAGUCUAAAUAAAUUAUGAUGUCACAGUUGCUGGAACUGUGACUUCUCAUGUUGAAAAA
This is a messenger RNA of Dermacentor silvarum, 2040 nucleotides long. RefSeq names its product zinc finger protein 277-like. The transcript is spliced from 14 exons. The record is from RefSeq and is a predicted model, not a curated record. Lineage: Eukaryota; Metazoa; Arthropoda; Arachnida; Ixodida; Ixodidae. The coding region runs from base 47 to 1228 and encodes 393 amino acids.